GUUCUUUCAUUGAUGCAGUAGGAGAUCAUCAAUCUUCGGUCUCAUUAGCUUCAGGUGGAAGAACAAUUAGCAGCACUUCACGCAGCCGCAAUGCCGCUAAAAUUCUCUGGCCGGAAGGAGCGAUUGACGAAGAUCUCUCGCCAAACCAAGAAAUAUACCGUGAAGAGCAGGCAGCGAUGUUAACACGUGUCAGUCCUAGUUUUCUCCGCGUAGGUCAGCUGGAACUUCAUGCCAAGGAGAAGUCUACAGAUGAAUUUGCUACUCUGUUUGGCUAUGUUUUGUGGCGUGACUUUGGAGAUUAUCUCGAUUGUGGAACAAGUGCCGUUAAACAGCAGUGUAGCUUUGGAGGCAUCUUCGACGAGAAUCAAAUUGUGCAUGGAAAAAACGACAAAGACCAUUAUUCUUCAACCUCCACUAGUACAGCAGCAAUAGCAAGAAAUAGGGCUGCUUUGCGAAAGCUAAUUACAGUUCACAAUUUGAAAGUCUUCUUUGUGGUUUUCGCGCAUCGGCAGGCUUUGCUCCACGCAGACUGGCUGCGCGUUGGCUAUGUCCAGGGAAAUAUGAACAGUGAUAACGCACUCCUGUGCGGCUAUUCUGUGGACUAUGGUCCCUUCGGGUUUCUGGACGGGCCUUUUCGAUCGAAGUGGUGCCCGUGGGUCGGCGGCGGAGACAAAUUCUCCUAUUCGCAACAACCUCUUGCCGGCAAAGUGAUUCUUUCCACUCUAGCUCGCCGCAUCCUUCGAAGUGGUAAAUUACUGGAGAUUUUGGCCGAAAAUAGCGAGAACCAUGCUAGCGAGGAAGAUUCUGACAACAAGGAUACCAUAAAUAAAAGAAUCUCCAAACAGAAUGAACUUGAGAAUUUUGUGGAUAGCCUUGUAGAUCGCUACAUGAAAGACAUUUUCCGCACUUACCAUGACGCGAAUGCACGAGCAAGAUUGGGUUUUGGACCGUCAGAACAGCAGGUGCAGGAGAUCCAGCUACUCUACUUGCUUACUGAUGCACAUGCAACAGUAGAUUCUCAACAUAAACAUUCUAACCCUUCCAGUACAACUGGUCCAUCUUAUCAUCAAGAACAAGAACAAAAUAGGUGUGAUCCUGCUUGUUCGUCUUCGGCCCGACUUGCUCUACUCGAGAAGCGUCCUCGUGCAACCGCUGCUCGACGAUUGCUUGCGGAAUUCGAAUCUAGUUCUAGAUUCUCGCCUAGGACUGCAAGAGCUGCGUCGUCCAGCAACAAGAAAUCGGCUGUGCUGAAAUUGUACGAUGAGCUCGAAACGCUGAUGGAAAGAGAGAAUAUGGAUUUUAUCUUCACCCUGCGUGGCCUUUCCGAUGUUAGGGAUGGCUUUGAAUCAUCAUACCAAAUUCUUUUCGACCCUCAGCCUUUUCGACGUUCUCUCGGAUUUGAAGUACAUGAUCGGAGCAGCGAAGCAGGGAGUGGAGAAACAUUACAGCUGCCUCAGGCAUUUAGGAAGUGGCUUCUGAAAUGGCGCGAUCUGCUUGCGAAGGAGCAAGGACUACAAAUGCAAAGAAGCGCGUCUUCAUCAAUUUCAUCCACAACACCGUCAUUUCUUCUUCCGCCAGAAACACGUCGGACAAUGAAACAGACGUCACCAUCAUUAACGCCAAGGAAUUGGAUCCUUACGGAGGCCUAUGAAGCAGCUGAGCGUGGUAAUUUUUCUCUGGUUCAAGAACUUUACGAGCUGUUCGCGAAAGGCGGUGCUUACCAUGACUAUCCCGAGGACACACGCUGGGUACGCACAACUCCUCCUUGGGCGAGGGAAAAAGCUGGAGUUCAUUACAUGAGCUGAUCUUCGUAACUCCUGUUGAAAGCAUCGCGGUUGAGAAAUUGAAAUUCACAGGAGUUCUAAUAGUUGUCUGAGACUGCGACUGAAAACUUAGUCGAUAAAGUUGAUAAACUACCUAUAUCUUUAUCUGUAACCUUGGUUGAUAAAAAAUCAAAAUGGUGCAGGUGUUGAUUAAGUAUUCUGAUUCUUGAUGCUGACUACCGACUACGACUAGCUGCAGAUACAGUAGCGCCAAUGAUUGAUAGUACACUGACACAUCUAUGUUGAUAAGGCCUGCUUGAGAUUAAGUCGAACAUUUUUGAAGUCAAGGCUUGAUAAUUGUUGAUAGUCAUAGUGAGGCGCGUACGGGCACGCUCUAUAAAAAUAUGAGCACGCGGAGACUUGUGCCCGCUCUGAGUGAGGGCUAGUAUGCUUAUUACGUCGCUGAUUUCAAUUUACAUGUACAUGUAGAAGAUUCAUUAAUAUUUUUGACUAGUAGCACUAGCGGGCCAUCAUCAUGAAAGAUGCAUUUAAGUACGACAUUCCAUAUGAACAGAUUGAAUUUGUGAUACUUGCUCGCAAGGAUACAACUUCUUUUGGUUGAGGACUAACACGCAG
Molecule: messenger RNA, 2399 nt
Organism: Amoebophrya sp. A25
Lineage: Eukaryota; Dinophyceae; Syndiniales; Amoebophryaceae
Source: the annotation of a GenBank genome assembly